GUGUCUCCAUAGCAACUCCUCCUACGAUUUCCGCCAGCUUCCCUCAGGCCACGCAGUGCGUCGGCCCGCCUGAUGACGCCACUCGCCAGGCGCCGGAAGUGAGCAGCACAGUGCCGGAAGCGACGGCAGAGGCGGCCUCGUGGAGGAGAAGGCAGCAUGGGACAGUCGGGGCGGUCCCGGCACCAGAAACGCGCGCGCGCCCAGGCGCAGCUCCGCAACCUCGAGGCCUAUGCUGCGCAGCCGCACUCGUUCGUGUUCACGCGGGGCCGCGCGGGUCGCAGCGUCCGGCAGCUCAGCCUGGAUGUGCGGCGGGUUAUGGAGCCGCUCACCGCCACCCGCCUGCAGGUUCGCAAGAAAAACUCGCUGAAGGACUGUGUGGCAGUGGCUGGGCCCCUUGGGGUCACACACUUCCUGAUCUUGAGCAAAACGGACACCAACGUCUACUUUAAGCUGAUGCGCCUCCCAGGAGGCCCCACCUUGACCUUCCAGGUCAACAAGUACACACUGGUGCGUGAUGUGGUCUCCUCACUGCGCAGGCACCGCAUGCACGAGCAGCAGUUCAUCCACCCGCCCCUCCUGGUGCUCAACAGCUUCGGCCCCCACGGCAUGCACGUGAAGCUCACAGCCACCAUGUUCCAGAACCUGUUCCCUUCCAUCAACGUGCACAAGGUGAACCUGAACACCAUCAAACGCUGCCUUCUGAUUAACUACAACCCUGACUCCCAGGAGCUGGACUUCCGCCAUUACAGCAUCAAAGUGGUCCCUGUGGGUGCUAGUCGCGGGAUGAAGAAGCUGCUGCAGGAGAAGUUCCCCAACAUGAGCCGCCUGCAGGACAUCAGCGAGCUGCUGGCCACGGGCGCAGGGCUGUCAGAGAGCGAGGCAGAGCCCGAUGGCGAGCACAACAUCACGGAGCUGCCCCAGGCCAUCGCAGGUCGUGGCAACAUGCGUGCCCAGCAGAGUGCUGUGCGGCUUACGGAGAUCGGGCCCCGGAUGACGCUGCGACUCAUUAAGAUCCAAGAGGGUGUUGGGGCCGGCAACGUGCUGUUCCACAGUUACGUGCACAAGACAGAGGAGGAGCUCCAGGCCAUCCUGGCGGCCAAGGAGGAGAAGCUGCGGCUCAAGGCCCAGAGGCGGGACCAGCAGGCCCAGAAUGUGCAGCGCAAGCGAGAGCGCCAGGAGGCCCACAAGAAGAAGAGCCUGGCAGGCAUGAAGAGGUCCCGGGCGGGGGCUGACGGGGACAGCGAUGCUGAGGACCCUGGGGCGCCCCCAGAGGCAGAGGGGCCCAGCCGCCAGGGAGAAGAGGAGGAUGAGGCUGAGUACUUCCGCCAAGCAGUGGGCGAGGAGCCUGAUGAGGACAUGUUCCCCAGGGUGGCCAAGCGGAGACGGCUUUCCGGACCCCCAGGCAGGAAGUGGCAGGUGAAGCAGCGGAGGCCUGACCGGGACCGUGAUGCCAAGCCCUGCCCUGCUAACUUUAUGGCAGUAGUUGACCGCAAGCUGGAAGCGUACCAGGAAGCAUACCUGUGUCCCCUUCUGAUGGUUGAGUUCCUGGUGGCCGUGGCAGGCAAUGGCCUGGCCCUAUACCGCUUCAUCAUGCGGGAACAGCGGCCAUGGCACCUGGCCGUGGUCUUCUCUGCCCAGCUGGCGUUCAGCAACCUACUCUAUGCCCUGACACUGCCCCCGCUGGCCAUGUACUUCUACCCCCCCAAGAGCUGGAGCUAUGGGGAGGUGGCCUGCCGCCUGGAGCGCUUCCUCUUCACCUGCAACCUGCUGGGCGGUGUCAUCUUCAUCACGUGCAUCAGCCUCAACCGCUACCUGGGUGUGGUCCACCCCUUCUUCACCCGCAGCCAUCUGCGGCCUAAACAUGCCUGGGCCUUCAGUGCUGCCAGUUGGGUCCUGGCGGCCCUGCUGGCAGUGCCCACCCUCAGCUUCUCCCACCUGAAGCAGCCACAGCAGGAAGCAGGGGAGUGUAGCCAAACCAAACCUGACGCCUGUGUCAAGUGCCUGGGGACAGCAGAUGACAGCCGGCUGCCAGCCUUCAGAGCCUACAGCCUGGUGCUGGCGGGGCUGGGUGGCGGCUUGCCACUGCUGCUCACCCUGGUGGCUUACGGUGCACUGGGGUGGGCCGUGCUGCGCAGUCACAGCAUGACCUCGGCUGAGAAGCUGCGUGUGAUUAUGCUGGUGGCCAGUGGGGUGGCCCUCUAUGCCAGCUCCUACGUGCCCUACCAUGUCACACGGGUGCUCAAUUUGGACGCCCGGCAGCGCUGGCGUGCCCGCUGUCCAGGGUUUGCCAAUGAGACCCAGGCCAUGGAGGCACUGGAGCUGGAGCACUACCUGAGCUACCAGGUGACGCGGGGCCUGGUGCCCCUGGCCAUCUGUAUCCACCCGCUGCUCUACAUGGCCGUGGUGCCCAGCCUGGACUGCUGCCGCCAGUGCUACCUGACCCGCCAAAACCCGGACAAGAACCCUGGCCAGGUCUUGCCUCUUGCCGCCACAGCCACCCCUGAAACCUCAGAGCUAGGCCUAUGACGUGCUCUAUCUCGAGCCUGCUCCUCACCAUAAGGCACUCAUAGUGACCAAGUAAGAACCCAAAAAUGUGACAGGCCCUAUGCCCUGAGAGGUCCCCUCCGGGCUCCCACUUCCUCCAGGAAGUGGCAGCCAGGGUGGGACAACCACAGCGCAAGUGGGGGAAGGCACAAGUCCCUUCCACGGUGUCACCCACAAGGCCAUCGUGGGCCAGAGACCAAAGCCCAGCUUGGGGGAGAGGGAGGCACCCCACACAGAACG
Molecule: messenger RNA, 2784 nt
Organism: Castor canadensis (American beaver)
Lineage: Eukaryota; Metazoa; Chordata; Mammalia; Rodentia; Castoridae
Gene: P2ry11
Product: purinergic receptor P2Y11
Biological process (GO): rRNA processing; G protein-coupled receptor signaling pathway; neuronal signal transduction
Cellular component (GO): preribosome, large subunit precursor; plasma membrane
Molecular function (GO): rRNA binding; neurotransmitter receptor activity; G protein-coupled ATP receptor activity
Source: RefSeq, a predicted model, not a curated record